Macrobrachium nipponense is the source of this 2510-nucleotide messenger RNA. It is a transcript of the gene NKAIN, whose product is annotated as sodium/potassium-transporting ATPase subunit beta-1-interacting protein-like. Gene Ontology annotation, biological process: regulation of sodium ion transport. NCBI's taxonomy places the organism in Eukaryota, Metazoa, Arthropoda, Malacostraca, Decapoda, Palaemonidae. The transcript is spliced from 7 exons. The record is from RefSeq and is a predicted model, not a curated record. Bases 115 to 1359 code for a protein of 414 amino acids.
UCAUCACUCAGUACUGUUUGAGCCGUGGAGUGAGUCAGUCAGUUUUGUCCGUGCCUGGAGGUUUUUCUGUCAUAAUUGUGUUCUUGAAAGGCAAUUUUGAAUGUGUGCGUGACGAUGGGGUGUGGGCAGCAUUCGGGAAGAUGUAUCCUCCUCACGAUAUGUAUCCUGCAAAUAGUAUCGACAGCAGAACGACAAGUCUUUGACUUUUUGGGAUACAUGUGGCUGCCCAUUAUUGCCAAUUUCUUCAACUUCAUAUUUGUCAUAUUUGGUUUCUUUGGUGCGUUUCAGUACAGGACCAAAUAUAUAAUAAUUUAUGUUGCCUGGUUGCUGCUAUGGCUGGGAUGGAAUGUGUUUGUUAUUUGUUUUUACCUCAAUGUAGGUGCCUUGGACAAUAGUAGGGAUUGGCUCAAUUUUGGUACUGGAAGUGCCUCUUGGUGGGAGGUCAAUGGUAUUGGUUGUCGUGCAGUGUAUGCCACAAAUUUAACAGACAUCGAUCCUCUUCGACCCAUCCGUCCUCUAGUGGUAAAUGACUGCCUCGUCGAUUAUAUAUAUGUGGAAACUAUACAUGCUGGUAUCCAGUGUGCUUUUGCAGUUGUGGGCUUGAUUUUCUCUGCAUAUCUUAUAAGAGUAUUUUCUGAGGAGGAUGAUAGCUGCAAAGCUAAGAGUCGUCCUACAUCCAUCUAUUCUGUGGAAUACAGUCCUCAGCGUGAAGGAAGUGAAUCUCCAGAUUUUGGAAUCGAUGAAAGUCCCUACCAGCAACCAAUGACUCCUAGACGUGUUAAGCGUCAGAAUCGCCAUCGUGCCUCAGGCCGUUCUCAGACUAGGACUGGUACUCAAGGGAGAGGGUCACAGCGUUCAAGAAGACAACAACAGUAUGUUAAUCCAGUUAACAGACUCAUGGAUAAGGCUAAUGAGUCUUCCACUAGUACAGACUCCUAUCAUCCGACUGCAGGUACACGAACACAAAGUGGCGGGAGACAAGGACAUUCUAACCCUAUGUAUGUGCAUUCACGUCCAAAUUCAUUGUACUCAGUGAAUGGGUCAACACCUAGUCAUGAUCCAAUGGAACGUCCUCCCUCAGUUCAUUCAUCAUAUUCAAAUUACCAUGGUCAGCGUCCUUCUCUUAACCCAAAUCCAUAUUGUCGGCCUCCUGUCAAUUCAUUGGGUGCCAACAUGAUUGCUGGUAAUAACAACAGACGUCCGAUGGCACGUGCAAAUGGGUCAAUUGGUACAGAAUCAUCCGAGCCCAUGAACACAAUGGGAUCAGUUCACAGUUUAGCUUUUAGCAGCACAGGCACAAUGAGGUCAGAAAGGCCCCCUCCUUACAUGUUUGGUGUAAAUUCUGAAACUGUAAUAUGAUGGGGCAUUUAAAAUGCAGUUGAGUCUAGUGUACAUGAUGAAACUGGAGAGUGAUAGUGACCUAUAUGCUUUUACUACAGAUUUGGCAACUCUACUUUGAAAAGAUAAUGCUGUGAAUCAUUUGUUGUCCAAAUGUGUUCAUAAGUUACGUAUUUGAUACCAUUUUAUGCCAAAAUGACUUCAGGGGUGUAUUCAUAGGCCAGUAGCACUUGGCAUUUAAGAAGAGACAAUGGCAGCUUGUGAAUAAGUACUUGUUUGGUGAUUUUAUAAAGCAUCAGCUUAUUUUGGUUCCUAAGGUAUAGUUCAGUCAUUUCCUGCACCUUUUUUUGUGUAAUGGAAGUGCAUACAGUAAUUUAUAAAGGUAAUGAUAAAAGACCUAAGUGUAAAAAAUUUAACUAAAGUUGUGAUUAUUGUUGUAAGAAUAUUGACUUCGUGAUCAUUUUUAUAUUCAUAAUACUCUUAUGAAAACUUGUUGUUAGGACUUCAAAGAGGUUGGUAAUUAUGAGUAGAAUAAGCAUGAAAUGUAUACGUUUUCAUUGGAAAUACCUGUCAAUUGAACUUAUGCAGUACAUCAUUUAUUAUCGAGACAUUAUAUCCCAAAAAUGGUACACACAAAAAUGUAUUAAGAAUUUUUUUUUAAGAUGUUGCUUAUGUUUUUGAAUCAUUUAUCAUCAUAGACAAUUGUUUUAGAUGUUGCAAGUGGAGAUUUCCACUUUGCAUUGGCAGCUUGAUUGUUUAAUGACUCACCAGGUACCUGCAAAGGUUGUUUUCAAGUAAAGCUUUAAAACUGUUUUAACCAUGAUCGCUGGUAUUGUCCCACAUACUAGUCUUUAGAUCUCAUAUUAUGAUCUAAUAUAACCAUUAAUUCGUUUAAUUAUGAAAUGUAAACUUAUGCAGGCUGUAAUUUCCAUUGCUGAUCAAAUUGAUAAGCAACUAGGUCAGAAACAAUAGCAUAGUAGUUAAAAUUUUCUUUUGGGCUUGAUGUUCUUUUUAUGCCUGUUACACUAUGAAUAUCCCCUUGCAGUUAAGUAUUCUGCUUAAGUGGUUACAAGUUCAGUCAGUAAUUUGGUUAACCGAUGAUCUUGUUACCUAUGUCCAUGUAUAUUAUUGAAAUUGUAUUUAUAUGUACAUACAAUAAAUUUUAUUUUUUU